UAUGAAGAAUUAUGCUUCUCGUUUGCUUAAAGCAAAGGAUGAAAUUUCCAGCCAAAUAAGUGCUCAACUUUUUGAGUUUUGUGAUCAUGAACUAUUCCCUGAGACCCUUCAGAAUUCUGAUGAGGUCACUUCUUGUUCAAACGGUUGCUAUGAAGAGAACUCAUCAUAUCCUGCUGAUCUCUCACUACCCCCUGAUAUAGAAAAGUUCACUACUGCCUACCAGGAUACCAAUGGCAACACUAACACAACCGCCGUCCCAACCCCGUCCCCCACGACCACUAGCACCGCCAUCACCGCCUCUGCCGGCGCCACUAACAAUAGUAACAACAUCUCCAUCAUCUUUGAUUCACAAGAUGACUUGGACAAUGACAUCUCAGCCUCUAUUGACUUUUCCUCAUCCCCAACCUUUUCUGUGCCUCCAUUAAUCCUUGGAACAACACAAGAAGACCAAUUUGACUUCUCCUCAGUAGUGCAGCCACAAAUUUCUUUAGUAGAUUCUGUUGUUGAUGGAUUUCCACAGUACUCUGCAGCCCCCCUUGCCCCUCUUAUCCCGCCCCCGUUACCACCGGUUUUCGAAGAGGACUGCUUGUCUUCAGUGCCUUCCUAUUUGCCUAUAAACACAUCAAGAUCUUCUUUUUCCUUUGUUGGUCCUGCCAUGGGAACGUACUUGCCUGCUGGGACUAUGAAUCCUGCUGCCUUAUCCGUUAAAGGGCCCGGGAUUUUCGGAAGCAGUCUUCUCAUGGGUUCUGAGUUGCAGCCACAAGAAUUGGAUUAUCAAGGAGACACUAGUGGAAUCUUCUGUACUGAUUCACUGCCAAGGGUUUUCAACCCUGGAGAACUUCAGGCACUUGGUACUGAGUCUCAACAGUUGAUGGGUGGGGCUGGGAACUCUACUUCUUUGGCACCAGAUAUUCCAAACAUGGGAGACCAAACUUUCAAAGUAGGAAAGCUCUCUGUUGAACAGAGGAAGGAAAAGAUCCACAGGUACAUGAAGAAAAGGAAUGAAAGGAACUUCAGCAAGAAAAUAAAGUACGCCUGUCGGAAAACGCUCGCGGACAGCCGGCCGCGAGUUAGGGGAAGAUUUGCCAAGAAUGAUGACUUUGGAGAGACCCCAAGAGCAGCAUCUAGCAACCAUGAAGAGGAUGAUGAAGAAGAGGUUGUUGUAAAAGAAGAGGAUGAUAUGGUUGAUUCCUCAGACAUUUUUGCUCAUAUAAGUGGAGUGAACUCCUUCAAGUGUAACUAUCCCAUCCAAUCUUGGAUUUGAUUUCAUUUUAGCUUCUUGGAUUAGAAACAUA
Morus notabilis is the source of this 1295-nucleotide messenger RNA. RefSeq lists its product as uncharacterized. Gene Ontology annotation, cellular component: nucleus. The record is from RefSeq and is a predicted model, not a curated record. Bases 2 to 1264 code for a protein of 420 amino acids. Gene Ontology annotation, biological process: regulation of flower development. The transcript has 5 exons. NCBI's taxonomy places the organism in Eukaryota, Viridiplantae, Streptophyta, Magnoliopsida, Rosales, Moraceae. Gene Ontology annotation, molecular function: protein binding.